Uloborus diversus is the source of this 978-nucleotide messenger RNA. RefSeq names its product synaptogenesis protein syg-2-like. Bases 1 to 978 code for a protein of 325 amino acids. The transcript is spliced from 5 exons. Lineage: Eukaryota; Metazoa; Arthropoda; Arachnida; Araneae; Uloboridae. The record is from RefSeq and is a predicted model, not a curated record.
AUGGCGAGGAAGCACAAUUCACAGCAAACCCUCAAUAUACAUUGGAAAUAUGUGUGGAACACUUCAACUCACAAAAAGUAUCCCACAAAAAAAACGCCUGAGGCACCAACGUCUGUCAUUGGUGUGGCAGGUUCUCCAGUCAACCUUCCAUGUAAUAUCACCCCUCCAGGAGAAGAAGAAGAUGCCGAAGAUGCCAUUGCAUUAGUUCUUUGGUACAAAGAUGAAUCUACAACGCCUAUUUACAGUCUGGACGCCAGGCAAGGCAGUCUAGACCAAGCUAGGCAUGCGGCCAAAGAGGGUCUAGGAACGAGAGCUCGUCUAAGCAUAUCGGAAAGACCAGCGUUUUUGAAACUAGAUCCAGUGCUCAUGGACGAUGAAGGAGAAUAUAAAUGUAGAGCAGAUUUCAAAAAAGCUAGGACGCGGUACAUGUCAGUUAUUCUCAAAGUUGUAGUUCCACCAGGGAAACCAGCAAUUACAGACCAAAACAAAGAGGUCCUACAGAGCUUAAUAGGGCCUUAUAACGAAGGAGAACCACUUGUGCUCAUCUGUGAUGUUAUUGGAGGUCAGCCCUUGCCUGCAGUCACGUGGUGGCGGGAAUCAGUACUAUUGGACGAUAGCUAUGAUGUAAUUAAAGACGAUCACAUUAGAAAUGAACUGUUAAUAUCGACACUACAGCGCCAUGAUCUCAUGGCAGUUUUUACAUGCCAGGCUUCCAACAACAAUGUGUCGCUACCAGCUUCAGCUUCAGUUACAGUGGACAUGAACUGUCAGCCCUUGCCUGCAGUCACGUGGUGGCGGGAAUCAGUAUUAUUGGACGAUAGCUAUGAUGUAAUUAAAGACGAUCACAUCAGAAAUGAACUGUUAAUAUCGACACUACAGCGCCAUGAUCUCAUGGCAGUUUUUACAUGCCAGGCUUCCAACAACAAUGUAUCGCUACCAGCUUCAGCUUCAGUUACAGUGGAUAUGAAUUGUAAGUAA